AUGGCCCGUAGAAGCAGUAAUCCAGCACCGAGGCGCGUGUCUGCUGCGCGUCGAGCGCCGGUUGUCACGCCGCUCCUCGCGCUGCUGCUGCUCUCGUCCUUCGCUCACCUGUCCCUCGCCAUCACUUGCGACUCGGAUCAAAACAUGUGGUACUGCGCGUCGGGCGAUGAGUGCGUGAGCGGCGACCAGCUGUGCGACGGCACGGCGGAUUGCGGCGACGAGAGCGACGAGCAGCCGUGGGAAUGCGGGGGAUACGAGGACGGCUGUCCGCCUGAGAUGAUGCCCUGUCCGCUUAUAAACAUCGCCAACGGCCCUUGGUGCUUCGACCCUGCAGCAGCAUGCGACGGCACGGCUGACUGCCCAUGCCUUGUCCGCUCACAUCCAUCGCCAGUGCUCCCUGGUGCUUCGACCCCGCAGCACCGUAUGACGGCACUCAUCCUCUCCUCCUCUCUUGCCCUUUUCCUCUUCACACCUUCCCGUCUGCAGACGUCCUGCCCUCUCACAUCCAUCGCAAAUGCUCCCUGGUGCUUCGACCCUGCAGCAGCAUGCGACGGCACGGCUGACUGCCCAUGCCUGGUCCGCUUACAUCCAUCGCCAGUGCUCCCUGGCGCUUCGACCCCGCAGCACCGUAUGACGGCACUCAUCCUCUCCUCCUCUCUUGCCCUUUUCCUCUUCACACCUUCCCGUCUGCAGACGUCCUGCCCUCUCACAUCCAUCGCAAAUGCUCCCUGGUGCUUCGACCCUGCAGCAGCAUGCGACGGCACGGCUGACUGCCCGUACGGCGCUGACGAGUGGCCGGGCUUUUGUGUCGACCUCAAGAGUACCUCCGACUGCCCGUUGACUCCGAAGCAAGUGCUCUGCCCCGGAAAACAAGCCUGCGUGACAGGUAUGGUAUGCGACGGCGUGGCAAACUGCGGUGCGGUGGCGGCCGAAGGGGGAGGGACGGUCGUUCCGGACGAAGAUCAGGAUUACUGCUCGGUGUACGAGUGUUCAGAGGGGUACUGGAAGUGUUCCGAUGGGGUGCAGUGCAUAGAUGAAACGCUCAAGUGUAACGGCAAGGCGGAUUGCAGGGACGGGAGCGAUGAGAAGGGCUGCGGCAGUGGCAGUACGACUCCCCCACCAGUUGUAACGACUCCACCUCAAGAUGUAACAACCCCUCCUAAAGAUGCAACCGGUGGAGGGGCUACAGGGGGCACGUCUGGUGGGACAUCUGGAGAUGAAACGAGUGGAGACGGGACGGGAGAUGAAACGGGAGAUGAAACCAGCGGGGAUGGUGGGGAAGAGGGAACGGGGGAUGAAACGAGUGGAGAUGAAACUGAGGGUGGUGAUGGUGCUGCUGACGGAACGGGAGGAGAUGAAACUGACACGAGUGGUACGGCGGACGAAGCGGAAGGGGGGAACACAGUUGGUGUGGGAGAGGGAGGACAAGGCGGAACAGGAGGGGGAGGGGGAGUUGGGGGGGAAGGAAAAGGCCAAGGGAAAGGAGCAGACAAACCGCCACCAUCUCAAGACCACCCUCCUGCCAAGAAGAUCCUACCUGUCAUCCCUCCUGUCCCAGGGUCGAUUGGAAAGGCUCUUGGGGGUGCGAGCAGCUCAGUCAGCAAUGCAGCCCAAGGUGCAGCUAAGAAGAUUGGAGAGGUUACAGCAGGAAUGAAGAAGCUUAUAACGGAGCGCAAUGCGAAGAAACCCAAGCAGCCAGGUUCAGGAUCGGGUGGAAAUGCUGGGACCGGAGCAGGCGGCGCUGCAGGUGAUUCUUCAGGUGGAAACGCAGGUGGAACUGGUGCUGACCCGGUACACACCACACCUGAAUCUAGCUCUACUCCCAAAACCCCUAGCGCCACUGGGGGAACAGGAGGCAGCAGCAGCAGCAGUGGCAGUGGCACUGUGAAGGCUCCACUGGUGGGGGGGUUGGUGGGGGAGGUGGUAUCUAAGGCAGGAAAACAGUUAGAUGCGGUGAGGAAUGCGGUGAAUGCAGCAAGUAAGAAAGGGGUGGAGCUGGGGAGGAAGGGAAAGUCAGGCGGUGGGGGGUCGGCAAGAGGAGGGGUUAUGAAACCUGUUACCGGGGUCAAGGGAGCUAUUCAGGGUGCUGCUCAGUUGAAGAAGUUGCAGCAGAAGGCUUCUGCGGGUUCAGGUGCUGCAUCAGGUGUCGUCUUGAGUGGGAAGGGCAAGAGGAAUAUGCAGAGCAAGGAGAAGAAAGGAAAGAAGAAGGAUGUGAAGAAAGGGGGACAGAAGCAGAAGGCAAAGAACCACCAGAGGUCAAGGAAAGGUUGA
Molecule: messenger RNA, 2271 nt
Organism: Closterium sp. Naga37s-1
Lineage: Eukaryota; Viridiplantae; Streptophyta; Zygnematophyceae; Desmidiales; Closteriaceae
Source: the annotation of a GenBank genome assembly